Dothidotthia symphoricarpi CBS 119687 is the source of this 1456-nucleotide messenger RNA. RefSeq names its product S-adenosyl-L-methionine-dependent methyltransferase. NCBI's taxonomy places the organism in Eukaryota, Fungi, Ascomycota, Dothideomycetes, Pleosporales, Dothidotthiaceae. Gene Ontology annotation, molecular function: methyltransferase activity. The transcript has 4 exons. The record is from RefSeq and is a predicted model, not a curated record. The coding region runs from base 213 to 1325 and encodes 370 amino acids.
CUAACGUUGCACCGCUCAAGUUCCCGCGCUUGGACGACAAUCUACUUGGUCUUUGCUUUGUCCCCUAAAUGUUUGCUGAUGGGUAGAUGUGAUCGGGUGCUUGACUCUGCGUCCAGUUUUCCUCUUUUCUGGCCUCUACACGGCAAUGGCUGCUCUGGAAGAGAUCACAGAGAUUGAUGCCAGCGUGCCCAACAACAAUAUAACAGACACAGAUGGGGCUAGUAGCUCCGAGCCGUCGUUCGACACAGAUGUAUGGCGUGCCGUUCCCAUGUGAACGCCAUUGGCUGACAUCAACUUGUAAUCAUCAGAGCGACGAGCGCGAUUCUGCAUAUAGCGACCACCAAACUUCUUAUACUAUGUCGGUGACUUCAUCCGUGUUCAAUUUUCGCUAUGAGAAUGGCAGACGGUACCAUGCCUAUGCCGAGGGAAUGUAUCCUGUGCCAAAUGACGAGGUCGAGGCGGACAGACUCGAACUGCAACACCAUGCUUUCCGCUUGACUCUCGAUGGCAAACUUCACCGCGCCCCAAUCCCACAAGAUAUUCACAACGUCCUAGACAUAGGUUGCGGAACAGGAAUCUGGUCCAUCGAGUUCGCCGACGAGCAUCCUUCUGCGAGAGUUCUUGGAACAGACCUGAGUCCGAUUCAACCCUGUUCUGUUCCGCCGAAUUGCGAAUUCCUCAUAGAUGAUUUUGAGCUGGACUGGAUCUUUCACGAAGAGUUCGACUUUAUCCAUACCCGCGCUUUAGUUGCCGCAGUCAAGGACUGGAACCGCUUCUUCUCCCAAGCAUUCACCAAUCUCAAGCCUGGUGGUUAUUUGGAGUGUCAGGAGUUAACGUUCCCUAUCAAAUGCAUGGAUCCUAGCGUCACGGACGAGAAUUCGCCUCUCAUGAAGUGGUCAGCGCUCUUCGUAGAAGCUGCGGGUAAAUUGGGCAUAGAUGGGACCGGUCCUCGUCAUCUAGGGCCCAAGCUCCGCUCUGCCGGCUUCGUCGACAUCAACGCAAAGACGUGCAAAUGGCCAGUUGGACGAUGGGCAAAAGGCGAUAAGUUCAAGCUGCUCGGCGAUCUCGCGUACGCGGAUUUGAUGGACUGGCUACCGAGCAGCUCGCUUGGGCUGUUCACCAGAGUACUCAAAUGGACGCAGCACGAAGUCGAGGUGUUCUUGGCCGAGUGCAGAGCAGAAGCGAAGCGGAAAGACCGCCACUACUACGCUGAUGUACUGUUCUGGUAUGCGCGUAAGCCCCGGAACACAACCUCUGUCUACAGUCACGAACCCGUUCACGAUGAGGAGGAGCUCGAGCUAGACGACCAAAACCAAACAACAUGAUACGCAAAAAUGCAACAUCCCAUCCCACCCUGACGCCUACAAUACGCUUCACAAUGCACAAUCCCACACCUCCCAACCCCAUGUAUUCUCCCCAACCCCCCAACUACUUCUCCAUCCCCGCCAUCCCCCCG